AUUGUCCCUAUUGACAUCCCUAUACCUAUUGACAUGCUACUUUGUAUGACGGUCUGGGCUAUGAGGCCAUACCCGUGUAAGACCACAGGUGUGGGUGAGAUAAAGUGGGCCACGCGGCUAAGAACGUCUGAUGUAACAGGUCGUCGUCCUUUACUAGGUUAAAUGACCAAGAGAGACGGAGAUGAGAAGUACGUGUGCUAACACACUACUGUAAUAUGUGUGUCUGACUGUGUCGUGGCCUGUUGCAGUAACGAUGAAGCAGGACCUGUAUCCCGUGGACGAGACGCGUACCGCCUCGGAGAGCACCCCCUUAGUGAAAGGCAAGGAUGCCGGAAGCAAACUUCCAGCCAAACGUCGUGGCUAUGUCCCCGUUGAAGUCGUGUCGUUCUUAUAUUUCUUCACGACGUUCUUCUCUAACCCCCACACACAAUUCUACGUCUUUGACAAGGUGUCCGCCAAAUACGGUCACGUUAACACCACAGAUCCUCUUCCAUGUGAAGACAACUUCUACAACUCCUCCGCCUCCGAAGUGGAGCUAAAGGUGCAAACAGAAACCUCAACGGUAAUGAUGUACCUGCUCUUCGCCAGCACCUUCAGCGGCGUCCUACCAACCAUCUUUCUCGGGUCCCUGACUGACCGUCACGGGAGGAAGAUCGCCUGCAUACUGGCCAUAUUGGGAUCAACAUGUAAACAACUGAUUUACGUCGUCAUCUUCAAUCUGGAUGCCAACGUCAACUAUCUAUACAUUGGCAACGUCGUGGAGGGUUUGUGUGGGUACUAUGGAGCUAUGUUGGUAGCAUUAUUCGGGACAAUUGCUGAUAUCACCGAGCCUGGCAAGCAGCGAGCAUUUCGGAUCACCACAACGGAAGGUUGCCUCUUUCUGGCAUCAGCCGUAGCCAUUGGUGCCAGUGGGGUGUGGAUAGAAAACAGCGGCUACCUCCAACCACUUUACACCAUGAUUGGCAUUAGCGCCCUCAACAUGGCGGUCGUGCUCUUCAUCCUCCCAGAAACAAGGAAGAAAACAGAUAGACCAUUUUCAUUAGUGGAACCCCUGAGGAUUAAAAAGAAGUCUUAUGUUUUUGUCAUCGAUACUCCGAGUAAACGGCGAUGGAAGUUGCAACUGUCUAUUGCUGUGUUUUUCAUCACGUUUUCUAUAAGUAUAGCCCAAAAUACUAUCAUGACGUUGUUCCUUCUCAAGUCUCCAUUUUGUUGGACAAUGGUACACAUCACUAUAUACGCCGCUGUCGCGAUGGUAGUUGAUUGGGUGUGUAUCCUCUUCCUAACGCGCUGUCUUGGGAACUACCUCUCUGACGUCCACAUGGCCCUGAUUGGUACCACAUCCACAUUCCUUAGUCUGCUGAUAGUGGGCCUGGCCGUAAAUGACGCAAUGAUAUAUGCUGCUGCUGCUGUUGGCCUGUUUAUUGAGUUGGUGACGCCUAUGAUGAGAUCUGUGAUGUCAAGACUGGUGACCAACGAUGAGCAAGGCGCUCUGUUCGGCAGCAUCAGUGUUGUGGAGAUGUUCUCCGGAGCGGUGCUAGGCUUGGCGGCCACAGCUGGCUACACGAGCUCCGUCAGCUUCUUUCCUGGUCUGGUGUUCAUCGUCCUGUCCUUCCUCAUGGCCUGUUUGAGUGGUGCUCUGAUAGUUUUGAGCUGCAGCCUUCACAAGACGAAGGGCAAAACCACAGUGCUCGACCUUGGCAACUGAACACGACCUUCAUAAGGAGUCACCUUGAAGCGAAGACUUUGCAAUAUAUUUGAGUGUUGAUGGUUCAAAUGUCCAUCUUAUAUGAUAUAUGAUCAAAAGCAUACUUAUACAUGAUAACGGAUAUAUAGGAAUGCAUCCAAAACGUAUUACUGGGGUCUGGGGUGGUCACUCAAAGAUAAGGGUCUUUCCUAGUAAUUGAAAUCUUUCCUAAUUUUGCGCUUCCUGCAUGAGAUAGGUAUACUGAUGGAAACAAAUAAGGGAACAUAUGAAAGUACAAGGGUUGUUUUUCCAGGUUUCUUUUGAUGCUUUGCAUUGCGGGUGAAAAUCAGGACAU
This is a messenger RNA of Haliotis rubra (blacklip abalone), 2039 nucleotides long. Its product is annotated as proton-coupled folate transporter-like. Gene Ontology annotation, cellular component: membrane. NCBI's taxonomy places the organism in Eukaryota, Metazoa, Mollusca, Gastropoda, Lepetellida, Haliotidae. Gene Ontology annotation, molecular function: transmembrane transporter activity. The record is from RefSeq and is a predicted model, not a curated record. Gene Ontology annotation, biological process: transmembrane transport.